Messenger RNA from Peromyscus maniculatus bairdii (prairie deer mouse), 4923 nucleotides. It is a transcript of the gene Xk, whose product is annotated as X-linked Kx blood group antigen, Kell and VPS13A binding protein. Lineage: Eukaryota; Metazoa; Chordata; Mammalia; Rodentia; Cricetidae. The record is from RefSeq and is a predicted model, not a curated record. Gene Ontology annotation, cellular component: membrane.
AGAUGAAAUUCCCGGCCUCGGUGUUAGCGUCCCUGUUCCUGUUCGUGGCCGAGACCAUAGCAGCGCUCUACCUGAGCAGCACCUACCGCUCGGACGGGGAUCGCAUGUGGCAGGCGCUGACUUUGCUCUUCUCCCUGAUGCCCUGUGCUCUGGUGCAGUUCACGCUCCUCUUCGUCCACCGCGACCUCAGCCGCGAUCGCCCACUGGUGCUGCUGAUGCACCUGCUGCAGCUCGGGCCCCUGUACAGGUGUUUUGAAGUCUUCUGCCUCUACUGUCAGUCCAACCAGAAUGAAGAACCUUAUGUGAGCAUCACUAAGAAACGGCAGAUGCCCAAAGAUGGCCUCUCUGAGGAGGUUGAGAAGGAGGUGGGCCAGGCAGAAGGCAAGAUGUUUACCCACCGUUCUGCCUUCAGUCGGGCAUCAGUGAUCCAGGCUUUCCUAGGCUCUGCUCCACAACUGACCCUACAGCUGUAUAUUACCGUCUUACAGCAGAGCAUCACUACUGGAAGAGGCGUCAUCAUGACCUUGUCCCUGUUGUCCAUUGUGUAUGGAGCCUUACGUUGCAACAUCUUAGCCAUCAAAAUCAAGUACGAUGAGUAUGAGGUCAAAGUCAAACCCCUGGCCUAUAUCUGUAUCUUCCUAUGGAGAAGCUUUGAGAUUGCCACUCGGGUCAUCGUCCUGGUCCUCUUUACCUCUGUCCUGAAGAUCUGGGUGGUGGCAGUCAUACUUGUCAACUUCUUCAGCUUCUUCUUAUACCCUUGGAUCCUUUUCUGGUACAGUGGUUCCCCAUUCCCCGAGAACAUUGAGAAGGCCCUGAGCAGGGUGGGUACCACCAUCGUACUAUGUUUCUUCACUUUACUCUAUGCUGGUAUCAACAUGUUCUGCUGGUCAGCUGUACAGCUCAAAAUCGACAGUCCUGACCUCAUCAGCAAAUCUCAGAAUUGGUACAGGCUGCUGAUUUACUACAUGAUGAGAUUCAUCGAGAACUCUGUCCUCCUGCUCCUGUGGUAUUUUUUCAAAACUGACAUAUACAUGUAUGUGUGUGCGCCUCUGUUGAUUCUGCAGCUACUGAUUGCAUACUGCACGGGCAUUCUUUUCAUGCUUGUGUUUUAUCAGUUUUUUCACCCUUGCAAAAAGCUCUUCUCCUCCAGUGUUUCUGAGAGCUUUAGGUCAUGUCUCAGGUGUGUCUGCUGGUCCCGGGUGAGAAGAAAAUCCACUGAGAUAGUAGUAAAGGCAGAUACAGACUUAAAGUCACGCACAGAUCAAGACCAAGAUCAUAAUCAAGAUGUAACACCUUCUACCAGUAUGUUAAGUCCUGAGCCCACUGAGACGUGGAGUGCUGUUGAUCUGUGCUCUGCUUAAUGGAAUCUGGGGCUUCUUAUGAGAAAGGGAUAUUGUGUUCUGGGUUAAUAACUAUUCUUCAUACACGUAAUGAGCCCUGCACAGGGAAUACGGCAGGAAAUUAGCUGUCAACUCCUUGUGAGCUGCUGCCUUUUCUAGAGCCGUUUGAUUGGAGCCAGCUGUGGAGAGCACUAGGGAAGCCUGCUAGCCCACAGUUGGUCUCCCAGUUGACUGGGUUAGGUUCUUGCAGAGGCCUUACUGGCCAUUUCAUUGACACAGCAUUCCUGAGGUUUCAGUUGAGCUGGUCAUGUUCGUCGGAUAUAAUGAAGAGAAAUGCUUGUUUUCUACACUGUUGUCCCAGUAGCCUGAUGCUUUACUACUACUGAAUAUAGCUUUAUACAAAGGUCACCGUGAUAGUUGGAAUAGGUUCCUAGGAAUUUUACAACCUCAUUCUUAUCGUAGCUUACAGGGAGAGCUGUUUGAGUUUGUUUUAUCAGUAUGUUUCAUUUUCACCUCAUUAAGACUUUUUGUACAUAACCAGCUGUAGCCACUCCGGCAUGCCAUCUUCAUUGGUUUUAAGGGCCUAGAUGUGGGGACUUGAUUCCCGAGGAAUUUAGGAAAGCUGAGUUUCAUUCCAUAUGUGGAAGAAAUUAGGGAUCAGGAUGGACUGGGACAGUUGUUAAAAACGUCAAAAUGAUGGGAGUUUAUACAGAUAAAACUGUUAACUUCUCCAAAUGUCUGCAGAUAUGAAUUGGUUAGAAGGUAGGCUCAAUUCUCCUCAUAACUCAGUCCUGUCCUAUAAAUCUGGGAAAUUUCUAGAAGAAUUUGCUAAAAUUAAUAUAUAAAACCAAUAGUUUUCAUUCCUAUCACCUCCUUCCUCAUCUGCCAGGAAGUUUUUGUUUUUUUUGUUUUUUGUUUUUUUUUUUAACAAAAUUGAACUUAGUUCAUUUGCUGUUGUUUCUAGAAAACCCUAUAGAAAUCUUUUCCCCAAUUCAAGCAUAUAUGACAUCUUAGUUUUCAUGAUUUGAAGAAAGAAGUGUUUUCCUUGUUACCACCCCUAGUUAGAAAAGUUUUAAGUUAUAGAAAGUCGUGAGAUGAACAGAUGUUCUUCAUGAAAUGCAUUUUGACUUGACGUAAUUGUGAAUUCAUUUUAAUAAGAUCUUCAUUUUUAUCUGCUGUGAAAUUUCUCUUUAAUCUGCAACUAUUUAUUUUCCUUUGAAAGGGUCGGGUAGAAUAUUAUCACUAGUCUGAUGAAAAUGCCUGUAACCAGUGCUAGUAUUUCUAGCACUAAAAUUUGGAUAAUGAAAUGUCUAGAAACAGAUGACCAUAAAGUUUACACCAAUUUUAAAUGCGAGUUGUAGCAAAAUUUAAGAAAAUUUCAAAGGUACCUCUGUUUAUGGCUUCUAUGAGAUAGAGCAGACAUUUACUUUUCUGGCCACAUAAAUUAGUAAAACUCAUUUAUCUGGCUGUUAUACUAGUAAUGAUUUGCUUUUUAAACUCUUUUUGGUAUCAAAUUGAUGAGUAAUUUCAUAAACAUGAAAAUUAAUUUGGUAAAUAAAUUUCACUAUACUAGAGGCUUUGUAAAACAGCAAAUAUUCUUUGACAUGUCAUUCACACUGCUAAUAUUUAUGCCAUUUUAUUAUGCAUAUGCAGUAAGGUCCUAAAAUGUAGAAUGGCCAUUUUACUUUCAUGAGGUAUUUUUCCCCAUUUGUAACUCACCUGGUUUGUCAGUGUUUGUAGUUUAAUUUUAUGAGAAUCCACAGGUAGUACAUCCAUUUUGACUACUUUUAACAUAUAAAAAUGAAACUUAAGGUUGUCUAUUCUCUGUUGACCCACGUACCACUUUUCCUGUUUUUAAUAGGACAAGAUAAAGUUAGCAUACAUCAUCAAAAUGAUGCUUUAUACAAUAGAUAUUUCUCUGUACUUUGUAUAUUAAAAUAUUAAGAGCCACAAAACUGUAAUACAGGGGGAAAUGUCUUUGAAAAUAUAUAACAACUGCAGGUAAACCAAAGCUAAGAUGUUAAAGCACUCUUGUUUUGGUUAUUUCAUAAUUUAAAGUGUUCAGAAUGAAUAAUAGAGUAGGCAGUCUGUUCCUACGUCAUUCCAAAAUGCUUUCCUCUGUCAGAUCCUUCAUUCUGUUUACAGACACCAUAUGUUUUCACUCUUUCAAGUGAAAGACCAUCUUUCCUUGAAGAUUCACAGUGACUAGGGAGUAGAGGUGAUGAUAUUGUUUUCCAAUUUCGGGUUCUGCCUUGGGACUGGGACUAGAGUCAACUACCAGCUUGUCACUUACUAGGCAGAUUCAGAAUUAGACAAGGGUAAGGACACUUGUAUUUUCCCAGCCUGCUUUGGAAACAUGACCCAAAAUAUUUUUAAACUCUUAAUUUUCAAAUAUAUUGUAAGCCCCUUUACUUUAAACAGUUGGUAAACAUCUUGAAUGACCUCAAACAAAACUAACAGUGAUAAACUAACAGACAUGGAAGGCCCAAUUCAAACUUUAUAAAGACUGAUUUUUCUUUUUUAGCAAAUUAGAUAUUAUUUCAGUCUCUUGGCAUAUAGGCAUUUUCCCAGGAGCUUACUUAAUUACUCUAUAUCUCAGCUUCCUCACUCACCAAAUUAAGAUGAUAUACUUGACCAACUUACCUCACAAAUCUGUUGGAAAGAUUUCAUUAAGUAAUAGAUAUAAAAAUAUUUUUAAAAUAUUUUCAAAAUACCUUUUAAAGAGUUGUUAUAGUAUUCAAGACCAUAAACAGGUUAUUGUUUGUGUUUUGUUUUGUUAUUUACUGUCUGAAAUGAAAUAAGUAGUUUCAUCCACAUCAGUGUCUUGAGUGAACAUAUGGGUCUUUGGUCUUCUCUGCACUUACCCUCUCUUACCACCAGCUGAUUACAAAAUUUCGUGCUCAGGGCAUGUGAGAUGGCUCAGCUGGGAAAGGUGCUUGCCGCCAAGCGCAGCACCCUGACUUCCAUCCUUGGGAUCUACAGGGUGGAAGGAGAGAAACACUUUCCACCAGUUAUUGUCUGCUUUCCACAAGCACACCCUGUUGUAAACACACAGAAUCUCUCUCUUACACACACACACACACACAGACACACACACACACAGACACACACACACAGACACACACACACAGACACACACACACACACACACACACACACAUGCACGCACGCACAAUGCAAUAAAUAUUUUAAAAAUAGCCCCAAGCCCUUAGUACUUGGCAGAAAAAAAAAAACCCAGUGGAUCUGAGAAAGAGCUUCUGAUGGGAAAGAAGUUUAUUGUCUUGAUAUAUUUCAUAAAGAAUCUUUUGAUGAUUGUACAGUACAACUUGAAUGGCUUGUUCAAAGCAUUAAUUAAAUGUGAAUGUAAUUCAUUGUAGUAAAUGGGAAAAUAAGCAUUAGCAUUAAUUGUCUUGACAACACAGCAUUUCCUUGGGAUCUCUCUUACAACAUUUAGUAUGGUUGUAUGUGCCAGUACAUCUCAGCUAAUGAAUUGUGGAUAUGAACUUUUGUGGACUGCUUCUCUGAGUCACUGGCUCAAAUAUUGUUUAUGUUUCUUCAUGUAAUAAAUUAAUUUUUUUCAGUU